Molecule: messenger RNA, 1431 nt
Organism: Adineta steineri
Lineage: Eukaryota; Metazoa; Rotifera; Eurotatoria; Adinetida; Adinetidae
Source: the annotation of a GenBank genome assembly
AUGUCACGAUCGGUUAGUGAGAUUAUCACCGAUUUACAAAGAUUUAAUCCACGAACAGCUACAGCACAACAUCGUUUAUCACAUGAUUGCUAUAUGAUAUUAGUUGGUUAUGUACAAGACACCAAACAACUGAACAAAUUGAAAAAUAUGAUCACAUCUGAUGGAGAAACAGAUCUAGAUGAAUAUGGAACUGCUGGAAGUAUUACUAUCAUGGAAUCUGAAGAAGUGGAAUUUCUACUUGAAUAUAUGAAAUUACAGCAUAAUUCUGAAGAACUUCUGGAUGCACGUAACGAACACUUUGUUUAUGAAGAUAAUUUUAACAGUACCCUUUCGGGUUUCGUAGCAGAAAAAGCAUCAUUACAAAAACUAAGAAACAUUUGUCGUCACUAUGAAAACAGACGAGGAAUACAUGUGGAUAAUGUAAUUGCAGAGCAUGAUGCACGUGCUGCUCAGUCAUAUUCAUUUUUCGUAGGGAAAGGUUUGUCUGAAGAUGAAUCUUUAGCAGCAGCAUUUGCAAUUUCAUUUUAUACUGGAUCGAAAAGUGAAGCAUGUAGUCGAGGUGCUAGUUUAAUUGCACGGCAAAGUAAUGGAGUUGUUAUUGAUGAUAAAAUAGUUCAAGAACUGAGUGAAGCAUCAAUUAUUCUUUAUUAUUUAGUCAAAGUCAAAGCUCUUUCAUACAUACCCUAUUAUUGGGGUUAUGUUACACGAGCUUGUCAAUUGAAAGACGAAGAAUUAGAACUUUAUACAGCUGGUGCUUUGAUUACAUGGAUUCAAUUUAGUAGUUCAAAGAAAGGAAAAAAAGUAGCUAGUAAUGCUGGUUUUGCCGGUCGAAAUACAUUUUUCAAAAUCUGUUCACUGACUGGUCGUCCAAUCAAGGAAUUUUCAAACUAUCCAGAAGAAGAUGAAGUUCUCUUUUUACCACAUUCAACAUUUCUCGUCUUCAAACAUGUAACUAGUCAUCAUGGUCGUCAACAUAGUAUUUACAUGCGUCAGGUUGAGUUAGGUCUAUCUGCAUGGUCUGUAUUAUGGGUCGAUGACAAUAUAUUUAAUCCAGAAUGGGAAAAUAAAGAGCAUAUGGAAUAUGCAGCAGCUAAAGAGUUGAACAAGAAUGUACAUUUCAUUCCUAAAUCAUCAACAGAAAAUGCUCUAUCAUUUCUUCGAUCACUCUUUGGACAGAUUUUAAAAAAUCGAAAUACACUUCGUAUUGUUACUGAUAUGCAUCGUAGCAAUGAACAAUCACCUAAUAAUGCUGGUUCACGUUUGAUAAAAGGAUUAAGACAACUUGGUUUUCAAAACUCAUGUUUUGUAUUCACAAUGCAAAGAGGCAUAUGUAAUGAAAUCUUGAAAAAUGAAUUGAAUGACCAAGAACAUCAGAAUAUAAUAGUAUCAGCUAAGACACAAGAUUUAAGAAAGUUUGUCAAUUUUGAAUGA